Blastocystis hominis is the source of this 590-nucleotide messenger RNA. RefSeq lists its product as hypothetical. The coding region runs from base 63 to 590 and encodes 175 amino acids. Lineage: Eukaryota; Bigyra; Opalinata; Blastocystidae. The record is from RefSeq and is a predicted model, not a curated record. The transcript is spliced from 3 exons.
CGGCGCUGCGCGAGCGCGGGAUGAAGGAGAGGAGGGCCAGGCAGGCGCUGGAGAGGGAUCUCAUGCAGCGGGAGGAUGUGGGGAGCGCGGCGAACACGCAGAACGAGGAAGAUCACGUGUCCGCCGAAUUCGGCAAUUUCGAUUGGGCUCGGAGAUUGUCGCGAUUUAUCGCACGCCAUCCGCACCGAUGGGACGAGUAUCAUGAGAAUGUCCCGGCAAUGCCGGAAGAAGCGGCAAUUCCGGUGAUUCAGAACACGAUCGAAACGCUGGAGUGGCAGGAAGACGAACGGCGCAUGUUGAUGAAUUGGCUGGACUUCUUCGCGCACGGAGGCUUGCUGCAGAACCAGAACAACUUCGCGCACGCGCUGCAGAUUCAGGGAAUUACGUUCGAUGUGCUGGAUGCGUUCUUGACGCUGAUGAUCCCGUUCUUGAAGGCGGGAGUGCGUAGCGAAUACACUGUGCAGACGUUUAUCAAGCAGAAGCCUUCGGUGAUUUGCGACCUGGAAGUUGUCAUCUCGCCGGCGAAUGCGAGAGCGCUGCCUGAGGAUAUUGACGUCGAUACGGCGAAGGUUAUUUUGCAUCAUAGUUGA